Helobdella robusta is the source of this 324-nucleotide messenger RNA. RefSeq lists its product as hypothetical. The transcript has a single exon. The record is from RefSeq and is a predicted model, not a curated record. Gene Ontology annotation, molecular function: NADH dehydrogenase (ubiquinone) activity. Gene Ontology annotation, cellular component: NADH dehydrogenase complex. The coding region runs from base 1 to 324 and encodes 107 amino acids. Lineage: Eukaryota; Metazoa; Annelida; Clitellata; Rhynchobdellida; Glossiphoniidae.
AUGCUUAUUAUAACAAUUAUUUUUAUUGUAUCUAUUAUACUCCCAACUCUUGUAUUUUCCCUAUCACUACUACUCUUUCAUCGAAUAAAUUUAGACCGUAAUAAAAUAUCCCCAUUUGAAUGUGGAUUUAAUCCAAAUAAUCAAACCCGUUUACCUUUUUCAACACGCUUUUUUUUACUAGCUAUUAUCUUUAUUGUAUUCGAUAUUGAAGUAGUGUUAUUAAUACCAUUUCCAAUUCUAAUAGCAACAUCACUUUCAUUCCAGCAUAUUAUAAUUUUUCUGUUAUUUUUACUAAUUCUUCUACUCGAGCUAAUCCAUGAAUGA